Molecule: messenger RNA, 213 nt
Organism: Metarhizium acridum CQMa 102
Lineage: Eukaryota; Fungi; Ascomycota; Sordariomycetes; Hypocreales; Clavicipitaceae
Cellular component (GO): extracellular region
Source: RefSeq, a predicted model, not a curated record
AUGCAGUUCUCUUCCAUAAUUCUGUUCCUCUCCAGCGCCGCGGCGCUCGGCAUCAACUGCCGCGGCUCCGGAUUCUGCUCCAUCAACGACGCCUCCAUGCAAGUAGUUCACGACCAGAUUGGCAACUUGGUUGCUGGCGGCGGCGGCGACCGUCACUUCAACACCGGACGCAAGUCUUUCCAUCGCGAGGGCAAAACCCGCAGUUUCUACUAA